Molecule: messenger RNA, 714 nt
Organism: Sparassis crispa
Lineage: Eukaryota; Fungi; Basidiomycota; Agaricomycetes; Polyporales; Sparassidaceae
Exons: 5
Coding region: 1-714 (237 amino acids)
Source: RefSeq, a predicted model, not a curated record
AUGAUUGCAGGCGUGUCGAAAGCUAUCACUCAGCACCUGGCACCGGUGUUGGCUCUGACGUCUCUCUUACUCAUUCUCUUCUCCUACUUGGCACCCGUGGUCAUGUUGUCAUCUCGAGUCGCGUUGCUCAGUGUCACUCCGUCAACGUCUUUGGUCCAAUCAAACUCCUCGCAGGGGUUGGAUGGACCGACCGUUUUCAUGGGCGCCCUCGGGUCGUGCUAUCGACCAAACAAGGAGACAGGACUCGUCUGCACUUCUCCUACAGUCUCUCCCACAUACAACCUUUCUGUCCUUCCUGCCAAUGCCCCGGAUCUUUUGACGUCUCCCCCAUCCACGAGCUCGGCAUUCAUAGCUGUUUCCCUCGCAUUCAGCUUCUUAUUUUUCUUCAUGUUCACGCUCACGACACACCGAGCCCACCUGGGAAGAGCUGGUGCACCAUUUGAGAAACCCAUGGUCCAACGCGCUACUGCCUGGAUUGGUUUCAUGGGCUUCAUUAUCGGACUCACCUCGUUCCUUGUCAUUUACAUGUGGUUUGGAAAAGCCGUGCAAGAUUUCAACGACGACAUCUCGAAAACAGGUUCCGGUGCUCCUGAACUUAUCGCCGCUACCAGUAACGGCUUUGUCAUGGUGUGGGUUGGAUACUCUUUCUAUGCUGUCCCCCUUGUCUGUGCUUUGGCCAAACUCCACAUCGCAGCGACCGCAGGCAAAGUUUAA